Messenger RNA from Amborella trichopoda, 1628 nucleotides. Its product is annotated as putative acetyltransferase At3g50280. Lineage: Eukaryota; Viridiplantae; Streptophyta; Magnoliopsida; Amborellales; Amborellaceae. The record is from RefSeq and is a predicted model, not a curated record.
AUAACCCUAGAUAUUUGGUCGGAUACAAGUAGCAAGGAGAGUGAGAGUUUGGAGCCAGUAAAUACAGAGAGAGAAAACGCAGGGCCACUAAACCUAGAGGGAGAGGGGUAGGAAAUAGUGGUGAUAUGGGUGAUUCAGAGGAGGUGAGUCGGGUGUCGACCUGCACCAUCACUCCCUCGCGGGCAUCGCAGGAGCAGCACCUGCAACUGUCGCCUUCGGAAAUCUACCUGCUCACCGCACAGUACAUCCAAAAGGGCCUCCUCCUACCCAAACCCGAUCCCAAUCCCAAGUUCUCCUCUCCUUCUAUGGACUCUGUUCUACAGAGGCUCAAGGCCUCGCUGUCGGAGUGCCUCUCCCACUACUUUCCGCUGGCCGGCCGCCUGACCUCGCACCCUGAUGGCACCAUCACCAUCCAUUGCAACGAUGCUGGUGUAGAGUUUGUACACGCCAAGGCGAUCCAUAUCACAUUAAAUGACAUCCUCAGGUCUCCAUAUGUUCCCCUUGUGGUGAGGUCCUUCUUUGUUCAUAGCGGAGCUAUGUCUCAUGAGGGGCGCUUCCUCCCGUUACUUGCGGUUCAGGUUACAGAGCUAGCCGAUGGCCUCUUCAUUGGGUGCUCUUUCAAUCACGUAGUGGGGGAUGGGACCUCCUUCUGGAACUUCCUCAACUCCUGGUCUGAACUCUCCAAACACAUCAACGACAAGGGCGAAGCCUGCACCUUAUCUCGACCGCCUACCAUCAGGCAAUGGUGCCCUGCAACCAAUCCCCCGGUGUGCCUCGACCCUCCAAUUGACAGUUGGUCCCUGCCUCCAAAGCCCUCACCCCCGCUCUUCAACGAUCGAAUCUUCUAUUUCCCAGCCCACUCAAUAUCCAGCCUCAAAGCCAAGGCUAACUCUCAAAAUAUGGACGCCACUUCACCAAUCUCCUCUUUCCAAGCCUUCUAUGCCCAUGUCUGGCGCACCAUCACUCGUGCUCAUGAGCUUCCAGAAGCACAAGAGACAUGGUGCGGUCUGUCGGUGUCAUACCGUUCAAGGGUGGUCCCACCCAUGGCUCCUUAUUUCUUUGGCAAUGUUGUCAAACCGAUUUUCUUGAGAACCACAGCUGGAGAGCUUUUGGGUAGAGACCUUGGCUGGGGUGCUAAGCUCAUUCAAGAUGCCAUCGCAAAGCAAACUAAUGAGGAAAUAUGCUCAUGGUUGGAGGCCAAUGCAAAGGCUCCAAUCGUCUUUGAAACUACGGGGUUAACAACAUCUCCGGGUGUGUUGAUGGGGAGCUCACCUAGGUUUGAUGUUUAUGGCAAUGACUUCGGUUGGGGGCCACCCCUGGGCGUGCGCGUCGGAUACGAUAACAGGUUUGAUGGCAAGUUGUUUGCUUUCCCAGCCAGAGAGGGCAGAGGCGGCAUUGAGCUACAUUUUUACAUGAAUUCAAAUGCCAUUGCUGCACUCGAGAGAGACAAAGAGUUCAUGGAGGCAGUGGAAGAGAAGACUGAUUGAUUUAUUUAUAGAGGGAGAAAAAGUGAGAACUAGAAGCCCAGACGAUUUUUAACUGUUGUGAUGCUAAUCUAUUUUCAGCAACGCUAUCAUUUAUUAGAGUUUGAAGAUCAAACAUUGGAUUGAGGUUUCCUUCUUUAUCAA